AUGCACUUGGCUGCGGUCGAGAUCAUGAAGCUGGAAAACAUCAUUAUUUUGCAGAACAAGGUAGUCAAGUCUCGUGCACACCAAAAAUCAAUCGCUGCAUUCGUCAAGGACACGAUAUCUAUGCAACUGAAAUACAACAUCGACGCUGUCAACGAAUACAUCGUAAAGCGCAUACCCAUCGCCACAAGCCGAUUUUCAGCAGGAUUCUUCUCUGCAUGCGGAGAACAAUUACUUGCAAGCGGAUCGUCUUGUGGGUCAAGUGCUGGGCACGGUGGGGAAGCUCCCGAAGGUCUAUACUGUUUGUUCCUUCUCCGCCGUUUGCUUGGAGUUCGUGCAGAAGACAAGAAACAAACAAAAGUCUCGAAACUUGCCAAGAACGAGCUCUUACUGAUUAACAUCGGGUCAACGUCGACUGGUGGAUGGGUGUUGAGUGUAAAAGGAGAUCUCGCGAAGAUCCAGUUGACUUCGCCCGCAUGUACGGAGGUUGGAGAAAAGGUCGCGCUUUCGAGACGUAUUGAGAAGCACUGGCGGCUUGUUGGGGAAGUGUACAACGCGGGACGGUGUUGGAGUUGGACUGAUGCGCGUCCCACAUUCUUGCACUUGAUGUGA
This is a messenger RNA of Suillus discolor, 609 nucleotides long. Its product is annotated as initiation factor eIF2 gamma, C terminal-domain-containing protein. Gene Ontology annotation, molecular function: translation initiation factor activity; tRNA binding. NCBI's taxonomy places the organism in Eukaryota, Fungi, Basidiomycota, Agaricomycetes, Boletales, Suillaceae. Bases 1 to 609 code for a protein of 202 amino acids. Gene Ontology annotation, cellular component: eukaryotic translation initiation factor 2 complex; cytosol. The transcript is spliced from 5 exons. Gene Ontology annotation, biological process: positive regulation of translational fidelity; formation of translation preinitiation complex. The record is from RefSeq and is a predicted model, not a curated record.